CGUCGUGCCUCCAGCAGAGAGCACUGCUUGGUUGGACGUGAGCGCCAUCGACCUGCCUCUACUUCCAGAUCGAAGAUGGCGGUCUCUGUGUUCCGCGGCGUGCGGCUGCUCUCUAUCGGAGACGCGAACGGAGACAUACAGCGACACUCAGAGCAGCAGCCGCUGCGGCUAGAAGUGAAAACUUCACAAGACGCUGCCCUCCUCAAUCUCUCCAAUGGAGAGGAGACGAGUGUGUUCAAGUGUUCAGUUUCCCGUGACACAGAGUGCAGCCGCGUAGGGAAGCAGUCGUUCAUCAUCACUUUAGGCUGCAACAGCGUCCUCCUGCAGUUCUCCUCGCCCGCAGACUUCCAGUCCUUUUAUAACCUUCUGAAGAACUGCCGGGGCCAUGCUGGCGAGUGCUCAGUCUUCAGUGAAAGAACAGAGGAGUCCUCUGCUGUACAGUAUUUCCAGUUUUACGGCUACCUCUCCCAGCAACAGAAUAUGAUGCAGGACUAUGUUCGGACAGGGACUUACCAACGAGCUAUUCUCCAGAACCACACUGACUUCAAGGACAAGGUGGUUCUGGAUGUGGGCUGUGGAUCAGGAAUCCUCUCUUUCUUCGCUGCCCAAGCUGGAGCCAGGAAGGUGUAUGCAGUGGAGGCCAGCACCAUGGCCCAGCAUGCUGAGGUGCUGGUGAAUAGCAACCGUCUCGGUGAGCGUGUUGUCGUCAUCCCCGGGAAGGUGGAGGAAGUGUCACUACCUGAGCAAGUGGACAUCAUUAUUUCAGAGCCGAUGGGCUACAUGCUGUUCAACGAGCGGAUGCUGGAGAGCUACCUGCAUGCCAAAAAGUUCCUCAAACCCAACGGUAAAAUGUUCCCCACCAUCGGAGACGUGCACCUGGCUCCCUUCACAGAUGAGCAGCUCUACAUGGAGCAGUUCACCAAGGCCAACUUCUGGUAUCAGCCCUCCUUCCACGGUGUAGACCUGUCUGCUCUCAGAGGAGCUGCCGUUGACGAGUACUUCCGCCAGCCGAUUGUGGACACGUUUGACAUCCGCAUUCUGAUGGCCAAGUCAGUUAAAUACACAGUCAACUUCUUAGAGGCCAAAGAGGAGGACCUCUACAGGAUAGAGAUUCCUUUCAAGUUCCACAUGAUGCACUCGGGCCUGGUGCAUGGCCUGGCCUUCUGGUUUGAUGUGGCCUUUAUGGGAUCAGUGAUGACAGUAUGGCUGUCCACGGCUCCCACAGAGCCGCUCACCCAUUGGUACCAGGUACGCUGCCUGCUGCAGUCUCCCCUCUUUGCUAAAGCUGGGGACACGCUGUCCGGGACUGCACUGCUGGUGGCCAACAAAAGACAAAGCUACGACAUCAGUAUUGUUGCCCAGGUGGACCAGACAGGAUCAAAGUCCAGCAACCUCCUGGACUUGAAGAACCCUUUUUUCAGGUACACAGGCACCACACCCAACCCCCCUCCUGGCUCCCACUACAACUCCCCAUCUGAGAACAUGUGGAACACAGGGGCAGCCUACAGUAUGGGUCAGGGGAUGGCUGUAUCAGGGAUGCCAGCAGCUUAUGACCUCAGCACAGUCAUCGGCAGUGGCCCAGCUGUGUCUCACAACAACCUCAUCCCUCUAGUAAACACAGGGAUUGUAAACCACACCCACUCACGGAUGGGCUCCAUCAUGAGCACAGGAAUAGUUCAAGGAGCCACAACGGGCCAGUCGGGCCCCAGCAGCAGCGGUACUUACUAUCCCAUCACCAACCAGUUCACCAUGGGCGGCGCUGCCAUCUCCAUGGCUUCACCUAUGGUCAUACCCAGCAACACCAUGCAUUAUGGCAGUUAAAAUGAAGAUCUUCUAAAGACAUAUUUGACCCUCUGCACCUCCCCGCAUGACAGGAACUUCCCUCUGAUCCCUCAUGGACCCGCCAUCUGCAACCAAAACCAGGAAACCAAAACUAGUGCUGUGCUGGCAUUUCCCUGACCUGUUCACCGGCCUCUUUCCUGUUCAGUCCACCACCAGACAAACAGAUGAACGCCUCUCUAUCCGUCCACUCUCGCUGAAGGCUGAAGCCUCCUUUUAGUCCUCCCCUGUGGAUCUUAAGGAGCUGUUCAUCUCUGACACACAGAUUAUACCCCUGUUGCUCAACAUCUAUGUGCUGUUGACGGAGUCCAUCCACACACUGUUCCUUCUUUCCCCUUUUUUUAAGUGUUUUGACCCUUUAAGUUGUUGUUUUCACCUGAGUAUCAGCUGUUGGCUCGAAACCAGCAUCAUUCCGUUCUCACGGCGCUGUACAGCAGGGACUCUAAAGCUUUCUGUCCCAUCCCAGCAUCUCAUCCCUGGGCUUCUGUCUUCCUGUUUACAUUGUGAAUCCACGUUUCAAGGCCUGACUCCACUUUGUUCAGCCACACUUAAAAGUGAAUGAAGUAGCACUUUGUGUGUGAAACCUUCAGGUCAGGUCUUGAUUUCGAAGUUUGUUUUACCGCGACACUGAAGGAAACGUCAGUUUUUAGCAGAGACAUGCUGGUCACCUUCCAUGCUGGGCGAUGGUAUCAGACCUGUAAUGAUCUGCCAGAUGUGUGUGUCUGAAGAAUAUAUACUCACUCAUGUUACCACUACUUAAGAUGUACUUGCUGCAAACGAGAAUGAGUAAAUUCACCAGGCAGGUAGUGACUUUCUAUUUGUUAAAAUUUUAAAAGAUGUACGUUGAGAAAACUCAACAGCAGCGCUGGUGUAGCUUUCAUUUUUGUGUCAGCCCACAGUAUCAUAUUAGGAAGGAAUCUUCUCCAAGGUCUCUCAAUCAGAAACAGCAGGGAGCAGUGUUUCACAGCUAUUUUCACACUGAUGGUUGUUCAGUUCUGCUUCUGAUUUUAAACUCUUAGAUGAUGGGUUAUUAAAUGAAUGUGCUAAUGAUAACUGAUCUAGAAGAAGACCGUUGCAUAGAUGGACGGAGAGCGUUUUGGGGCUCCUUGCUUAACGGUAAUCGGUGACGCGUCUCAUUGCAAAACAUUGCACAUAUAAACGGCUUGGAUCUACGGUAAGGGUAGCUGUAUCAAGAUCUUUUACAAUUUGGAGGUAAAAUUGGUCUAUUAAUAUGCUGUUUCAGAAGUUGACCAAAAAGUCACUUGUUGUUGCUAUUAAAUGGUCUGACAGCCAUUUAAGUUUAAGAAGCACUUGGACACAGACAGCUGAGAGAUGCCAGUUAAAGAUUUUAUUCUAGCUACUCAACAUGGAAGGUGAUUAAUGUGAUACUCUAAAAGGUUUAGUCAAGCCUAGACGUGGGUUCACCCGGCUCCUCCAGGCAUCUGUGUUCUUACCUUAAGAUAACGCAGCUUUAUUCUGGCUCCAUUUGAGGAAAAAGCUGGAAGAACGAAGCAGUCAACUGGAACCAUGGCUGAAACGGCGGCUCCACUCAUGCUCCUCUGUUUCCCCAGCUUCAGAAUUCCCUGAGCCUGUCAAAAGAAGACUUUUAUGUCCAGGCUUGGGAGACAGAGCUCCUCAUCCGUUCACUUACGUAUGACCAUCAACAUAUCAUUGUUGUCUACACAGCCUCCACCCACAUCCACUUUUAUCAGUACAGGAAGGUGAGAGACUGACACUUUUAUGCAUUACUUCCAGUGUCACAACUAUUGGAACUUGAUUUUGCAAGUUUUAGGAGAGCUUAGAAAAAUGUCUCUUAGUAGGAACUAUUUUGUUUUGAAUUUUUUGUUGUUUUUUUCUCUUUCACAAGAAAACAGAAAAAGAAAAAAAAUUCUGAAAUUAAAUGUGGAAAUGUUUCAACCCAUCCCGGAAUCCUGGAAUGUUGUAGUACUUUAGUUUUUUCCUUUCUCUUUGUAAAAUAGACUGUGGACGCAGCAGAUGUUUUCCAUGUGCUAGAGUCAUACUGUCCCUUUCGUCGUGGAUUCAUGCUCUCUGUAUUCAAAUAGUGGCAUCCACUGUUGCCCAUGGAACGGUGUAAAGGAUUGCUGUCAUUUGUGUGUGUUGACCAACGAGAAAUAACAUCUUUGAUGCUGUCUGA
Molecule: messenger RNA, 3994 nt
Organism: Fundulus heteroclitus (mummichog)
Lineage: Eukaryota; Metazoa; Chordata; Actinopteri; Cyprinodontiformes; Fundulidae
Gene: carm1
Product: coactivator-associated arginine methyltransferase 1
Exons: 16
Coding region: 76-1821 (581 amino acids)
Biological process (GO): peptidyl-arginine methylation
Molecular function (GO): protein-arginine N-methyltransferase activity
Source: RefSeq, a predicted model, not a curated record